AUUAAUUGCUCAAAUAGAUGGUCCAGAAACAGUGUUCGAGCUACAGGGUGGCCGCGGUCACUCUCCCUCUAAGUAGCAGCUGGCCAUCUAGACAAUUCAGGUAUCAAUUUCUUGCCACCCCUAUAUGAGUAAUGGUCUUACCUUGGCCACCCCAAUGAAACAUUUCUGGUGCACUGUCUGUUGUAUGCGUUUAUUGUAUUUACUACUGCUACCAUACACAUGUUGCAGACGUGUGCAGCGCCACCUGUCUGUGUGUUUACAUGCCUGUACAAGCAUAUUAGGAACGCACUGUACACAAUAGCCCGCUAAAUAUAGAGCCACAAAAGUCAGUAUUGGCUAGAACCUGCCCAUUGUGCCCUGAUUGGCUGUAGACCAUUGUCAAUCUCCUUUUUGCCGUUGCUAGCAAACUAGAUAACUGCGUGCGCUGCUUGCUAACUGCCAAUAAACAAGAGAAGCAGCAGCAGCCAACCGGCUAAGUGAGUCUUCGAUUGAAGGAGUAGGACAACGAGCAGGACUGCAGGAGCAAUGUGUUUGAACAAGGAUACCACAAUGCUACAGCCCAACGACGCCAGGACGAAGCAUGGUCAGAGGGAGUGAAUACCGAGUCAAAAUGACGUCCAAAAUGGUGAUCACGCAGCCUGAGCCCAUCAUGGUCCAUCAGGACUCAAGCGAGUGGGGGAGUGAAAUAUGUGACUGUUGUAACGACGUCCCCAUGUGUUGUUUCGCCUUCUGGUGCUUCCCCUGCUUUGCCUGCAUAACCACUAAAAAAUAUGGUCAGUGUCUCUGUCUCCCCCUGGUGGACAUGUCCAUGGGAGCACUUGUCCCGCCUGUCGCCAUGUCCAUGAGGGUGUCCAUGAGACAUCGCUACGGCAUCAGAGGAACCAUGUGCAACGACUGCGUGUGCACCACCUUCUGUAGGCCCUGCAUCUGGUGCCAGAUGGCCCGAGAGAUGAAGGAACGAGACAUCCCGAUUGUUCUGGUUAACACGUAUAAGAAAUCGUUCGCAUAAGACGUCUUUGGCAUCAUUGUCAUCUUUUCACAGACGUACCCGUCCAAAAAUACAACUGCAUAAAAGAUACAAAAAUAUGUAAAACGUAGCCACUGCCUUUUAAUAGACCUUAGCUUGAUUUUUAUAACUGCACUAUUUAUUGAAGUUAGCUAAUCUUCAGACGUGACCACCGCCAUUGGACUACACUACCGUAACAGCUCACUGCCGCCCUCAUGUGGAAACAAACGGUACUACAGGACAAGAUGGUUUGUUCUUAUCUUAUACAUUGUGUCCUUUGGCAUAUGCUCCCUUUUAUAAAUCAUUACUUUUAAGAGAAGUCUUCACUGGAAUCGUCAUGAUGCAUCUUUUAAGGUCUUGUAAAUUUUGUAAACUCGUUUUCUAUUUGUUAUUAUAGUUUGUUCACUUUUAACCAAAUCAUCUUUUUACAACUCAUAAAAGUUUCCUGACUGAUAAUCAUUUUUUAAAAUAUAUAUAUUUGUAUCAAUAAAUCUGUAGCAAUGAUUUACAUUUUUUGUGUAAU
Messenger RNA from Dunckerocampus dactyliophorus (ringed pipefish), 1529 nucleotides. Its product is annotated as cornifelin homolog B-like. The record is from RefSeq and is a predicted model, not a curated record. The transcript has 4 exons. NCBI's taxonomy places the organism in Eukaryota, Metazoa, Chordata, Actinopteri, Syngnathiformes, Syngnathidae. Bases 581 to 1009 code for a protein of 142 amino acids.